Messenger RNA from Blastomyces dermatitidis ER-3, 1023 nucleotides. RefSeq lists its product as uncharacterized. Lineage: Eukaryota; Fungi; Ascomycota; Eurotiomycetes; Onygenales; Ajellomycetaceae. Bases 55 to 1023 code for a protein of 322 amino acids. The record is from RefSeq and is a predicted model, not a curated record. The transcript has a single exon.
GUCUCCACGUAUCGUUACGCGUGCCUAGAUGUCUUUUAUUGAUUAAUUGAACCCAUGGUGAACCUGAGAUCGGGUGGAAAGCCUGACUUAACGAAGGAUUACGUGCCAACGCGUAGGAGAAGAAAUCCACAAACACCUGAAGCACAAGAAGGAUUGGGCGUGGGUUUACCAACACCUGCAACGAAUCGAAAAGUGACUGCCCCAGGGGCAUUUGAGCCGGACGAAACCAUUGCAGAGGAACAGUCUGACGAGUCCAACGAAUACGAAGACCCGGUUGAAGGCAUCAGUGAGAUGUCAGACAAUGCGGGGGGCCCAAGUGGCCGGAACGACAAUGGCUCAGCGAGCGAGGAGACUUGUAUGAGGCUUGAAAUUGCAAGACUUCAGCAUGAGGUUGAGCGGAUGAAGACCAGUAGGGGUGACCCUGCAGGUGAUGAGAUGGGAGCAGACCUGGCAGAAUACCUCCAACAGAAAGGGAAGACAUCUGUCAUAAUGAAAGUCCUUGAAGAAUUCAGGAGCCAAGUAAGACUCAUCAAAAGACCAAUAGUCCUCACUGGAUUCAUUAACUACUCAAUGUGGAGAGAGGAAAUCCUUUUGGCUGCAGAACAGUCUGAAACUGAUGAUAUCCUUGAAGGUAAUGGCCUUGGUGAGAAUGCCACCAUGGACAUGCAAUGUUUCUGGAAAGAAUGCAAUCUUUGGUUAUACAAUUACAUGUGGUCUGCAAUUGCCCCGCAGGCCAAGGCCCAUUUCACUAUACUCAAGGAGUCCAAAUUAUCAGCUUAUGCUCUAUGGACUAUCAUAGAGGAUAACUUUUCCGAGAGGCCUGCUGUACGCAGGACUUGUUUGUUUGAAGAGCUUAUUGAAAUGACCUUCAAAAGCAAAGGAUCUGACAGAGCUUUCAUUGAACAUCUGAUUGCCAUAAGGACUGAUUAUAUCUGUCUAGGAUAUGAGAUCCCGGAUGUCGUGUUUUUCGACAGACUGCUUACAGGAGUCAACAGAGGUUGGGCCUCAUUCAUAAGGAAUUGA